Messenger RNA from Meloidogyne enterolobii, 687 nucleotides. NCBI's taxonomy places the organism in Eukaryota, Metazoa, Nematoda, Chromadorea, Rhabditida, Meloidogynidae. The record is from the annotation of a GenBank genome assembly.
AUGAAAUAUAGUAAUUUUUUAAAUUUAUUUCCUCUUGUUUCAUCUAUUUUGUUAAUAAAUUUAAAUAUUUUUGUUUGUCAAAACAUUUCAUCCGAAACAACAACAACAUCAACAACAAUAACAACAGCAAUAAUAACAACACAAACAACCCCUAAAACAACAACAACAUCCCCACAACCAAAACAAUCAACUUUAUCUCCAACAACAUCAACACAACUUUUGCUUAAAGUUGGAAUAUUGGGGGCUAAUUCUAGUGAAUUAAGAUCUGCUUAUGGUUUUGGACAAAGUGUUCCAGCAAUUUCUAUUGCUAUACAAAGAGCUAGAAAUGAACAUUUAAUUGAUUUUGUUAAUUUUACAUUUACUUGGUUAAUGUGUGAUUGUGAUCAAGUACUUGCUGUUGGAUACUCUAAUAAAUUAAUUCUUGACCAAAAUGUUGAUGUUAUUAUUGGGCCUCCUUGUGUUACAUCCGCAGUUGAAGCUGGAUUACCUCCAGGAUUUUAUAAUAUACCAAUAUUUUUGUGGGGUGCCACAAUUGCAACAGUAUUUAAUGAUAAUGAUAUUUAUCCAACAUUGACAAAUAUUAAUUCUAAUACGCAAUUCCUUGCUCAAGCUGUCGAAGCUAUUUUAAUGCAAUUUGGUUGGUAUGACUUCUCAUUUAUUUAUAUUCCAGAUGAUAUUAGAAGUUAA